Messenger RNA from Sorex fumeus (smoky shrew), 1818 nucleotides. RefSeq names its product solute carrier family 6 member 13 (gene SLC6A13). Gene Ontology annotation, cellular component: plasma membrane. The record is from RefSeq and is a predicted model, not a curated record. The transcript has 14 exons. Lineage: Eukaryota; Metazoa; Chordata; Mammalia; Eulipotyphla; Soricidae. Gene Ontology annotation, biological process: neurotransmitter transport; sodium ion transmembrane transport. Gene Ontology annotation, molecular function: gamma-aminobutyric acid:sodium:chloride symporter activity. Bases 1 to 1818 code for a protein of 605 amino acids.
AUGGAUAGCAGGGUCUCGGGCACAGCCAGUAAUGGAGAGACAAAACCAGCGUUCCCAGUCAUGGAAAAGGCGGAAGAAGAUGGCACACUGGAACGGGAGCACUGGAACAACAAGAUGGAGUUUGUGCUGUCUGUGGCCGGGGAGAUCAUCGGCCUGGGCAACGUCUGGAGGUUUCCCUAUCUCUGCUACAAAAACGGGGGAGGUGCUUUUUUCAUCCCCUACCUCAUCUUCCUCUUCACCUGUGGCAUUCCCGUCUUCCUCCUGGAGACAGCACUGGGUCAGUACACCAGCCAGGGGGGCGUCACAGCCUGGAGGAAAAUCUGCCCCAUCUUUGAGGGCAUCGGCUAUGCCUCCCAGGUCAUCGUCAUUCUCCUCAACAUAUACUACAUCAUUGUCCUGGCCUGGGCGCUCUUCUACCUCCUCAGCAGCUUCACCAUCGACCUUCCAUGGGGGAGCUGCCGCCACGACUGGAAUACAGAACACUGUGUGGAGUUCCAGAGGACCAAUGGCUCCUUGAACGUGACGUCAGAGAAUGCCACCUCGCCUGUCAUUGAGUUCUGGGAGAGGCGGGUCCUGAAGAUCUCUGCGGGUAUCCAGCACCUGGGGAGCCUGCGCUGGGAGCUGGUGCUAUGCCUCCUGCUGGCCUGGAUUCUCUGCUACUUCUGCAUCUGGAAGGGGGUCAAGUCCACGGGCAAGGUGGUUUACUUCACGGCCACGUUUCCUUACCUCAUGCUAGUGGUCCUGUUGAUCCGGGGGGUGACGUUGCCCGGGGCAGCCCAAGGAAUCCAGUUUUACCUGUACCCCAACCUCACGCGCCUGUGGGACCCCCAGGUGUGGAUGGACGCGGGCACCCAGAUCUUCUUCUCCUUUGCCAUCUGUCUCGGGUGCCUCACGGCCCUGGGCAGCUACAACAAGUACCACAACAACUGCUACAGGGACUGCAUGGCCCUCUGCUUCCUCAACAGCGGCACCAGCUUUGUGGCCGGCUUUGCCAUCUUCUCCAUCCUGGGCUUCAUGUCUCGGGAGCAGGGGGUGCCCAUCUCUGAGGUGGCCGAGUCAGGCCCUGGCCUGGCUUUCAUCGCCUACCCCCGGGCCGUGGUGAUGCUGCCCUUCUCUCCGUUCUGGGCCUGCUGCUUCUUCUUCAUGGUCGUCCUCCUGGGACUGGACAGUCAGUUUGUGUGUGUCGAGAGUCUGGUGACGGCGCUGGUGGACAUGUAUCCCCGCGUGUUCCGCAAGAAGAACCGGCGGGAGCUGCUCAUCCUGGGCGUGUCGGUCGUCUCCUUCCUCCUGGGGCUCAUCAUGCUCACAGAGGGCGGCAUGUAUGUGUUCCAGCUCUUUGACUACUACGCAGCCAGUGGCAUGUGCCUCCUGUUCGUGGCCAUCUUCGAGUCCCUCUGUGUGGCCUGGGUCUACGGAGCUGGGCGCUUCUAUGACAAUAUUGAAGAUAUGAUCGGAUACCGGCCGUGGCCUCUUAUCAAAUAUUGUUGGCUCUUCCUCACACCAGCUGUGUGCACAGCCACCUUCCUCUUCUCCCUGAUCAAAUACACCCCCCUGACCUAUAACAAGAAGUACACGUACCCCUGGUGGGGUGAUGCCCUGGGCUGGCUCCUGGCUCUCUCCUCCAUGGUCUGCAUCCCGGCCUGGAGCGCCUACAAACUCAGCACCCUCAAGGGCCCCUUCCGAGAGAGACUGCGCCAGCUCGUGUGCCCAGCAGAGGAUCUGCCACAGCGGGAGCUGAGCCCCGGAGCGGAGCCCUGCGCGCCCGUCUCACCCAGGAGCUCCCUCCUCCGACUCACCGAGCUGGAGUCACACUGCUAG